GGCGCUACCCUAGGGUUUACUCUGUGAUGGCACAGGGCGAUGGCGCGGCGCUCGGCGGCUUCGACUACAGCAACUGCCGGAGGAAUCAGAUGCUGGAGAAGGCCGGCAUCAAGCUCGAUCGAUACUUGAAGACCGGCACCACGAUCGUCGGCCUCGUCUAUCAGGAUGGCGUGAUCUUGGGAGCCGAUACCCGAGCUACAGAGGGCGACAUUGUAGCUGACAAGAACUGCGAGAAGAUUCACUACUUGGCUCCGAAUAUUUACUGCUGCGGGGCUGGGACUGCUGCCGACACCGAGGCUGUGACUGACAUGGUACGCACACAGUUGGAGCUUCACAGGUAUGCCACCGGCCGUGGAUCACGCGUUAUCACAGCACUGACGAUGCUAAAGUCUCAUCUCUUCAACUACCAAGGUCACGUAAGCGCUGCUCUAGUGCUCGGUGGAUUUGAUGUAUCCGGUCCUCACCUACACACUGUUUAUCCCCAUGGAUCGACGGAUACACUGCCAUUUGCGACGAUGGGAUCCGGCUCUCUUGCUGCCAUGUCGGUUUUCGAAGCUGGCUUCAGAGAAAAGAUGACGAAGGAAGAAGGGAUGAGCCUCGUCAGUGACGCAAUCUGUGCUGGGAUUUUCAAUGACUUGGGCAGUGGAAGCAACGUCGAUUUAUGUGUGAUCACAAAGGCUGGGAAAGAAUACUUGAGGAACCACAUGACGCCGAAUCAAAGGGUCAUUACCAAAGGCUAUACUUUCAAGAGGGGCCACACCCCGAUUCUCUCGACGAAGAUCGUCCCCCUCCGCGACAGAGUGGACGUCAGUGAGGGAGAAGCUAUGGAAGAGUAAUCGCCCAGUUAAGUUUCCAAUGGAUUCUUCUUUUGAUAAGCCUUGAAGUCCAUUUCCAUUGUUUCUUGGAGGAUCGAUGUAGUUUUCCACAUCUUCUAGUCUAUAAAUAUGGGCUUGCAUGGUC
Molecule: messenger RNA, 960 nt
Organism: Selaginella moellendorffii
Lineage: Eukaryota; Viridiplantae; Streptophyta; Lycopodiopsida; Selaginellales; Selaginellaceae
Product: proteasome subunit beta type-7-A
Exons: 8
Coding region: 27-836 (269 amino acids)
Cellular component (GO): proteasome core complex
Molecular function (GO): threonine-type endopeptidase activity
Source: RefSeq, a predicted model, not a curated record